Limulus polyphemus (Atlantic horseshoe crab) is the source of this 1733-nucleotide messenger RNA. Its product is annotated as striatin-3-like. Bases 32 to 283 code for a protein of 83 amino acids. The transcript is spliced from 2 exons. Gene Ontology annotation, molecular function: protein binding. Lineage: Eukaryota; Metazoa; Arthropoda; Merostomata; Xiphosura; Limulidae. The record is from RefSeq and is a predicted model, not a curated record.
UAUGGAAUAAUGUCUGUGUUUUUCAGGAAAAAUGGUUCACUCCAUGGUUGCUCAUCUGGAUGCAGUCACUUGUCUGGCAAUAGAUCCUAAUGGACUUUAUCUUCUUUCUGGAAGUCAUGACUGUUCUAUACGGCUCUGGAACAUGGACAACAAGACCUGUGUUCAAGAAAUCACUUCCCAUAGAAAAAAAUUUGAUGAAUCCAUCUAUGAUGUGGCUUUCCAUCCUUCAAAGCCGUACAUCGCUAGUGCUGGUGCCGAUGCUCUGGCAAAAGUUUUUGUGUGAUGAGAAUCAAGACCUCUUAGUAGCAAAGUUUUAAGUUGCACUUGCAUGGAUUGAAAUUAUUUGGUGAUGACUACUUUUGUUUUGGGACAGUGCUUAUAGGAAGUAAAUGUAAACUGACUGUAAAACCAUGUCUGAAAUUCUGUGUCCUCAUCCGUGAUAAGAUUAGAGGAAAAUAUAUUGGUAACUAAAACACUACUGGUUAUUUAUGGACAUAAUUCAGUUAUACUGAAAUGGCUUAAAGCAUUAAUUUUAAAUCUAUCAAUAUUUACUUUUAUUAUGAAUGUUGUCUGUCUAGAAACAGUUUUUAUAGAUAUAAACUGUGUUCUUUUAAAUUUUACUCUGAAAUAUUGUUCUUUCUAAAUCAUGUGAUAAAGCAUAAUCCAAACCUUUACAAAUUCUGCCCUGUUAAAGUUUACUUUAGAGUUCUGGUAUAAUGUGGUAGAAGUAGUAGUUUUCAGAAGUCUUGUUUCAUUCCCCUAGUGUCUUAUUAAGUAAGUAGCUCUGAAAUCUUUUGAGCCAGUGAUUAAAUACUUGCAAAUAUUAAUACAGGACUUCAUGAGAAAACCAAGCACAUUCUCCUGAAAAUUGAAGCUUUUGAGAACUUAUACAGAGUCCUAUUCUUUAGACAUUGAUAAUAACUAAACAUUUAAAUACUUCCAGUUUUGUCAAAUAAAAUCAUCAAAUUGAAAAAAAAUUAAAUGAGAUUAUAUAUUUUUUAUUUUGUUUGUUUAGAAGUUUUUUGAGAACUAAGGUUCUCUUGGGUAAUUUUUUAAUACCAUUAACAAUCAAGAAAAUUUCUUGUAAAAGGAGCAUGAGAAAAACCUGUACUAAUUCCUGAUUUGGUUCUCUGUUUUUAAAAGAUGCUCGUGACACGUAUGAGUAUUUGGUUCAAUAAUCAAAAGAUGUUUCUGACCACCAGCAGAGCUGUUAGUUAAAUUAGUUAAGCUUUAUGCCAACACUUUUUUUUCAUACACUUGUAAAUCAGCGUAAUCACUAUGUUUAGCAGAAGUUUUUAUUUUUUCAGUAGCAACACACAGUAAAUUAUUUUUUGGCUUUCUGUAUUUUAUUUGUAUAGUGUACAGACUCCCAUGUAGAAAGAGUACCUCCACCAUAAUCUGUCAGAUGGAAUGCUGUGAGAUAAGAUCGUGUGGUUUCUAUCUACCUUGUUUUCUCCCUGUAGGACAAAGUCUAAAGGCAGCAAAAAAAAAUGUGCUCUUGGUGUUGUUUUCCUAUUUGGACAAAGUGCUUGUGGUUACUUGUAAUAGGAAAUUGCCCUUGUUUGCAUGGAUAUUUUGAAUGUAAUAAUUUGGUGUCAGUAUGAACUGGUAGAAAAUUUUACAUGGUAUAUACAUGACUCGCAUACCACCAUCAAAUGAUAUAACCUGAUUAUAUAACCUAUUUUUUCGGGAGUCCCAAACCAAUUUCUUCUGUUGAUAAACUUAGAUAUUAG